This is a messenger RNA of Punica granatum (pomegranate), 2798 nucleotides long. Lineage: Eukaryota; Viridiplantae; Streptophyta; Magnoliopsida; Myrtales; Lythraceae. The record is from RefSeq and is a predicted model, not a curated record.
GUCAUCAUUUCCUCUCCUCCUUGUGAUCAGUGCUUUCAUGUAAGAGGAGCGAACAUUCCAUGGCCUGCAUAACAAUAAUGAGAUUUGACUAUCUUAGGCUGUCCUGUCGUCCUCACCUUGGUCUACUUCAUAUUGCAAGUCAACCCCUUCUUCUUGAAGGAAAAGGAAGAAACUCAAUCUCAACCGAUUCUCGUAGUCCAUUAGAGAAUGAUCUCCAUAAAAAAGUGCCAGCUGAAGUUCGUGCUGACAUCAAUCCGUAAAUGAUCCCGUGUGACCUGAGAUAUUACAAUAUCUUCCCAUGAGGACAAUGUGAGCCAGUUUGAUAGCAAAACAUGUCCAUUUUUUUCGCAUAAUGACUGCUUUCAUUGCUCCUUCCAGCGUUGUUCUUGUAAUUUUCGGUUCCUUGUAUGAACUAAAGUAUGCCUGCUCAUAUAUGCGAAUUAAGCCACGGAUAAUCUUCCCAAUGGAGCCAAAAAGAGAAAAGUAUGUGAGGUUUUAUGGUAAUGAGAAGCAAACACCGGAAAAGCCGCUGCCCCUAUACAAGGUACCGAGCAGCAAACUCCCAAAGUUCGUGGGGUUUAAGGUUACCUUACCUGAAACAGCUGGGACAGCAGAGAAGCCCUGGAUCGGGACCCCGAUCCUCGACCCAGGAAGCGGCCUUGUCCUCCUAUGGAACAGGAUCUUCCUUUUCUCCUGUCUCAUGGCCCUGUUCAUGGACCCGCUCUUCUUUUACCUCCCAUCGGUAGUAGUAAACGGCGGUGGUACUUAUAGUAGCAGCUCGUCCUGUAUGACCACAGACCUGAACCUGGGCAUCGUCGUCACGUUUUUCCGAACAGUCGCCGAUGUUUUCUACCUUCUGCAGGUGAUGGUCAAGUUCCGAACUGCUUAUGUGUCCCCGACUUCUCGGGCAUUCGGGAGAGGCGAGCUUGUUACGGACCUGAAGCUGAUUGCUAAGAGGUACUUGAGAUCAGGUUUCUUCGUGGAUCUGCUAGCUGCCCUGCCUCUUCCCCAGAAUGUGAUAUGGUUCGUUCUACCAGCAACAAGAAGUUCCCGAGCAGCUCAUACCAACAAUGCUCUCGUGCUGAUCGUUCUGUUUCAGUACAUUCCCCGAUUGUACCUCAUCUUCCCGUUAAGUUCACAUAUAACAAAAGCUACUGGAGUUGUUGCGAAGACGGCUUGGGCUGGAGCUGCUUAUAAUCUCCUACUCUACAUGUUAGCAAGUCAUGUUUUGGGGGCCUCAUGGUACCUUCUCUCGAUUGAGAGGCAUGCAGGUUGUUUGAAAUCGGCAUGUGAUAACGAACUCGUGCCAAUGAAGUGUUUCCUUCGGUAUUUGGACUGCAAUACCUUGGAGGACGCUGAUCGAAAAGUUUGGGUAGAGAACACUACUGUUUUUAGUAUUUGUGAUCCCAACCAAAGUGACAGUUCGUUCAAGUACGGCAUAUUCGCUAGUGCAGUGACACAGAGCAUCGUAUCUUCGGACUUUGUCGAGAAGUAUUUGUAUUGCCUCUGGUGGGGUCUACAGAACUUGAGUUCAUAUGGCCAGACAUUGAGCACGAGCACAUUCAUCGGGGAGACCGCUUUUUCGAUAUUGAUCGCUAUUCUCGGACUUGUUUUAUUCGCUCACCUCAUCGGAAAUAUGCAGACCUAUCUGCAAUCGAUUACGGUGAGGCUCGAGGAGUGGAGACUUAAGAGACGGGACACAGAAGAAUGGAUGAGACAUCGUCAGCUUCCUCAGGACCUUCGGGAGCGAGUCCGGCAGUUCGUGCAGUACAAGUGGUUAGCAACAAGGGGAGUCAAUGAGGAAUCCAUCUUGCGUGCUUUACCAUCCGAUCUCCGUAGAGACAUCCAACGCCACCUGUGCUUGGACCUUGUCCGACGGGUCCCUUUCUUCUCACAAAGCGAUCAGCUGCUUGAUGCGAUAUGCGAGCGGCUCGUGUCCUCUCUGAGCACCAAAGGCACGUACAUUGUCCGUGAGGGGGACCCAGUGACGGAGAUGCUCUUCAUAAUUCGGGGGAGGCUCGACAGCUCCACAACCAACGGCGGACGGACAGGCUUCUUCAACUCGAUCACAUUGAGACCAGGCGACUUCUGUGGGGAGGAGCUGCUCGCAUGGGCCUUGCUCCCAAGGUCGACCCUCAACCUGCCAUCAUCCACGAGGACUGUACGGUCACUUGACGAGGUCGAGGGUUUCGCCCUUCGUGCCGAAGACCUCAAGUUUGUAGCGAACCAGUUCCGGCGACUCCACAGCAAGAAGCUGCAGCACACAUUCCGGUUUUAUUCCUACCACUGGAGAACGUGGGCAGCUUGCUUCAUUCAGGCUGCGUGGCGUCGGUAUAAGAGAAGGAUGUGUGCCAAGAGCCUUAGCAUGUGGGAGUACUCUCUCGACUCUGCCGAGCAAGUGGGAACUGUCAACGGGACCAAACAGGAUGAGAACGAGGAGGAAGAGCGCAGCUCGAGCUAUACGCCAUCCUGUCAAGCGAAACAGCACCUUGGGGUGACGAUACUGGCAUCGAGGUUCGCGGCGAAUACCCGGAAAGGGACCCAGAAAGCGAAGAAUGCCGAGAUGCCCAAGCUACAGAAGCCCGAGGAGCCCAACUUUUCCGCUGAGCUCGAUGACGAGUGAACAUACGAUGUACACAUGACUAAAAAAAUCUAGAAUUGGUACGGACUAUUUCAGUGAGAGUGAAAGGCUUGCAUUGACGAGGUAUCUAAAUUGCAUUUAGUGUCUAUACAUCCAUUUGUUGCAUACUAAAAAAUUUAAUUGUACCAAAGUAGGUUAGUUCAAGUGGUUUUUCACU